Molecule: messenger RNA, 477 nt
Organism: Cooperia oncophora
Lineage: Eukaryota; Metazoa; Nematoda; Chromadorea; Rhabditida; Trichostrongylidae
Source: the annotation of a GenBank genome assembly
AUCGAUGUGGGCGAAGGCACUUUUGGGCAACUGCGCGUUUUAUUUGGGGAUGAUGGAUGUUCGGAGCUGCUGUGCAAAUUGAAUGCCGUCUUUGUAACACACGCUCAUCAAGAUCACAUGAAUGGCCUGUAUACAAUCAUUGAACGGCGUAAGGAGGCGAUUGAAGGCUCUGGAAGACAGUACACACCUCUGGUUCUAGUCUGUAAUCGAAAUGUAUUAAAGCCGUUGAAAACUUACUCGAUGUGCUUCUUUGAUCUCGAGUCGUUAGUGGAGAUAGUUGAUAUAUCAAGACAUCCGAUUACACCUCCCGCAAGCGUUGAAUCCAUUCCAGGAAGACAGUACACACCUCUGGUUCUAGUCUGUAAUCGAAAUGUAUUAAAGCCGUUGAAAACUUACUCGAUGUGCUUCUUUGAUCUCGAGUCGUUAGUGGAGAUAGUUGAUAUAUCAAGACAUCCGAUUACACCUCCCGCAAGGUAA